GCUUUCUCAGCUGAUAAGUAUUUCAAUGCGGCAGGAUCAGGAUCAACCUGUGGUGAAAGUGUCGAUGUUGUCUUUCUAAAUAUUUGUCUGUAACAGAAAUAAAGGAAAUCCGUCUUAUAAUCAUGUCUAAUAACAACGAUGAUAGUUUCAAUGAAAAUACGUGCGUUGUUUGUUUCAAAAACGUUGAUAUAUAUUCUAUUGGCGACUGUGAUCACCCAGUUUGCUAUGAGUGUUCCACAAGAAUGCGAGUCUUGUGUCGUCAAAAUGAAUGUCCCAUAUGUAGGCAUGACAUGCAAAAGGUCAUCUUCACAAAAACCGUGCGACCUUUUAAAGAACUGGAUGAGCUGAUAGGGACAAAAUGCUUGUUGGACCGCAAGUUUAAAAUUGUCUUCGAAAGCACUGACACACAACACGCAUAUAAUACACUACUGGCCCAUGUCUGCUCCAAGUGUCCAGGCAGGCAUGCCUUCCAGACAUUCGCCAUUCUACGAGAACACAUGCGCAAGGAACAUGAACUCUUCUAUUGUGACCUCUGUGUGGAAAACCUGAAGAUCCUGACACAUGAGAGGCGAUGCUACACACGGAAGGAACUGGGAAUGCACAGGCGCCAGGGAGACCCAGAUAAUCGGUCCCACCGUGGCCAUCCACUUUGUGAGUUCUGUGACCGUCGGUAUAUGGACAACGACGAGUUAUACCGUCAUCUGCGGCGUGACCAUCUGUAUUGUCACUUCUGUGAUACAGAUGGCCUUCACCAAUAUUAUGACUCGUACGAUGAGCUGCGAAACCACUUCAGACAAGAGCACUAUCUCUGUGAGGAGGGUGAGUGCUACGAGGAGAAGUUUACAUCAGUCUUCCGGACCGACAUUGACCUUAAAGCCCACAGGGCGCUGGUGCACGGACGGCAGAUGACGAAGGCUGCUGCCAAGCAGGCUCGCACCCUAGAGCUGGCUUUUACACUGAAACCUCGACCGCGUCAAGCAGAGCAGAGGCGAGCUGGAGGUAGAGGAAACUCACGAUAUCACAGUUACAGUGACGAAGAGGAAGGUGCUGUGGGUGGAAUGGCAGGGGACUACCAUCGCUCCUCUCAGCCAUCCUCAGCACACCCUACAUUUUCCAAGAUCAACACGGCGAGUAAUGAUGAGUUCCCAUCCUUGGGAGGCAGCUCAGCUCCGGUGUCCCGCCAGGGUCUGCAUUUCCCAAAGCCUGGAGGAGUCACAAUUCAUCGAACAGGGGGCAAGUUGGCGAUGACUGAAGAAGACUUCCCUGCGCUUGCACCAGAGGCUACUGCCUCAGUCAGUCUGCGAGUGAAUAGUGUUAGUGCAGCUGAGCGAGCGAAGGGCUCAAAACCUACAAAUGUUUCCAUUCAUGUAAACCACCGACCUGGCGGCGUUGUUGCUACCGUCUCAAGUUCAAAAAAUUCUCACUCGAGGGAACGAGACCCUUUCCCGGCAUUGCAAAAUAGUUAUAAUGGAAAAACACCUGUAGCAACGUCAUCGACACAGUGGAAUGCAGCAAGAGAUUCUGAACCGAAAAUGUCAGUUAAGAGCAAAUCUACCCAGCAGCCAUCUAAAUCACAACAGAAGAGUUCAAAAAAUUACAAUUAUGACGAUGAUGAUUUCCCCAUACAAAAUAAUUUUCCAGCACGGUUAACAGGAAAUGUUCCUUCCCACAUAGCAAGCCUGGCAACCACACAAUGGUCAUCAGGAAGAGAGCCUGAACCCAAGUUUUCUGUCAAUAAAAAUAAAUCUAAUCAGCCCCCGCCACCUAAGUUGCCUCAACCGAAGACUUUUCAUAUUGAAGAUGAUUUUCCCAGUUUGAAUUCCAGAUUUGAUGCGAGCUGUAGUUUUACACCAGAGCCAGUGGAGCCCAAACCACCAGAGAGUAAGGCUAAGAGAGAAUCUUCAAUUUCAAUAUCAGUAGAUAAUGACUGGACUAAAGCCAGCAAAAAUGUGGUGAGCAAUGAUAACAUUUCAAGUGACAGUGAUAUCGGCAGCAGAAAGAGCGGCAAGAAGAAAAAGAACAAGUCAAAAACAAAAAAGGAUUUGGUUAGUGAACCGGCUAAGUCAGUUCCAGUGAAGAGCAGUAACAAUGAGAACGGUAAAAAGAAUAAACAGAAAGAAGAGCCAAAAGCAAAAUCAAAGCAGAUAAAGGUUGAAAGCCAAGUUUUUGAGAAUAAAGUGAAAAGCGAGGAAACUUCUGGAAAGAAAGUGCAAGAAACGUUGGAAAGGAAGCGAUCUGAGUUAAAAAUCCAAAGCCUGAACGGUCAACCACAGCAGGAUAACAAUAUCAACAUGAGUGAAUUUCCAUCAUUGAGUGGUAAAAGACUUCCACCAGGUUUCUCCAAUCCUGUGAAGGAGAAAACAUCAGCACCACCAGGGUUUGAGGGGCCAUCAGCUCCUCCUCCAGGAUUCUCUAUUACACUCAAUUCAGUUGCUCGGCCCCCCAGUAACGGCCUUACCUUCACUAGUAGUAGUGGACAAAACUACGCCAUCAGCCCGAGUGGAGAAGGAGGGGGAUCAUCACGUGUAUUCACUUACGUACCUCCACCCAACAUAAAGAAACGCAAUGCAGAGUUAGUGGUGCGCGUGACCACCGCUCUCGGCACGCAGGCUGCACUUGAUGAGUUCCUGCAGAUGUCGGGGUUGUACCGACAGGGUUCAUUGACGGCAGAGGCAUACUACAAUCACUGUCGGGAGGCCAUGGGCAACAAACAGUUCACUGAGAUCUUCCCCGAACUCCUAGUGUUGUUACCUGACAUUGGCAAACAACAGGACUUGUGGAAGGUAGCUGAACAAUGCAGUGAGUGGAGACUUCAUGUGUGUGCUGCGUGCGCUCAGGUUGUAGCAGCAACAGACUUCAAACACCAUCAUGCGACGCAUUCGCUGGAGAAUCAUUUUCCGACGCUCGCUAACGGUCUUACAGGUCCCAAUGCGUGGAGGAAAUAAAUAAUUUAUGUAAUAUAUCUGGCUGAUUACUUAUUUUGUCAGGGAGCAGCCACAGUGGGUUAUUUUCACUGAACAGAAUCGCUUGAAUUGAGAACGAAUCAACAGUUCCAAAAAUUUUGCCAUGUCAAUUACUACGUAAUGUAUGAUAAUUCAAUUGAUUAAACAAAGGUUUUUACUCAAGAUGUAUUUGAAAGUUUUCUUACAAUGGGUUUAAGGAUAAUAUAAAAAAUAUUAAAAGCACAGAAAAUAUUCUUUUGAAUCAGUGUGUUGCUUUUAAUUGAAAUGUAUUCUUUUAAUAUUAUUGAUAAGUUUUAUAAGACAGUAGAAACAAUAUUUACAUGCUAGUAAAAUUAUUAGCAUUUGAUUUAUUUAGGGUGAUGUUUUUAAAGAGAAAAGAUGUAUGUAUUAGUUUAUAAGUUGAAAAAACAUAUUUUUAAUUGUUCGGUCUGAACUGUUAUAGUAUGCCAGUGUAUUUGCCCAUAUUUUGAAUUCAUUAUUUUAUGUUAGUACUUAUAAGUAAAUUCGGUAGAAAUGGACUUGGUAUUGUUUAUCUCUUGUUAUUGAUUUCAAAAAUUUAAAAAUAUUCAUAAAGCAUCCAUAAGUCUGAUUAAAGUACUGACUGAUUAAAACUUCUUCUAUUAAGUCACAAAUGUGAACAAUUGUGCUUUCUAGUAUAUAACAUUUUCUUGAAAAUAUAUCAUAUUUAGAUAGGACAGUUACAUUUCCUUAUACAUAAAUUUUCUAAAAACACAAAAUAAUUCAUAAUUAAAAAAAUGGUGUAAAUAAAAUAAAGCAAUCAAUUAGAAAUGUAUUUUAAUUUUGUGCCAUUAAAAUGUUAUUUCAUAGCAAUGUGAACAUAUUUAAAUAGUUUUAAUUGAUAUAACACUGAAAGCAUUUCUUGCCAAAGUUUGUGUAAGAGAAAAGUGUCUUAUUAUAUAGUUAAUUUAACCUUAGCUGAUUCAUUGUUAAUUGGAAUGGUUUAGAUAUGACCCUAGCCUGUGAAGGCAGCUUCUGCUACAAGUAAGAAUGACUACAUGUCUUAUGACUCGUUUACACAGGCUCAACAAUGUAUCUAUGUGUAAAUGUAAUUUUGUACAUACUGUGGAUAAGUAACCAGACUUGUUUGUACAAUGUAUAGAAUUGUUACAGUGGGUAAUCUCCCUAAACUAAUCGAAUGGAGGGUUUUUGGUCUCCAUUUUGUGAUAGAAUGUAAAUGAUUUGAAGUCGCUUUAUAUAUUUUUCAAAUUAAAAUAUAGCUUCUAAAAGAGGAAAUAUUUUGUAAAAUUGUAAAGUAAAUAAAGUGUUUGAAUUACAA
This is a messenger RNA of Homalodisca vitripennis (glassy-winged sharpshooter), 4260 nucleotides long. RefSeq names its product E3 ubiquitin-protein ligase ZNF598. The transcript is spliced from 8 exons. Gene Ontology annotation, biological process: protein ubiquitination; rescue of stalled cytosolic ribosome. Gene Ontology annotation, molecular function: ribosome binding; ubiquitin protein ligase activity. The record is from RefSeq and is a predicted model, not a curated record. The coding region runs from base 123 to 2945 and encodes 940 amino acids. NCBI's taxonomy places the organism in Eukaryota, Metazoa, Arthropoda, Insecta, Hemiptera, Cicadellidae.